This is a messenger RNA of Culex pipiens pallens (northern house mosquito), 1666 nucleotides long. RefSeq names its product pro-resilin. Lineage: Eukaryota; Metazoa; Arthropoda; Insecta; Diptera; Culicidae. Bases 217 to 732 code for a protein of 171 amino acids. The transcript is spliced from 4 exons. Gene Ontology annotation, cellular component: extracellular matrix. The record is from RefSeq and is a predicted model, not a curated record.
UAUAAAUACGGCCGAGAUGAUUGUAUCAAAUCAUAAACAAAUUAACCAUCAUUCAGAGUACAAACAACCACAGCGCAAGCCUAGAGCUGUUUUCUUCUAAAAUCUGUGUCUUCUCGCAGUUUUCAUCCUCAACCAACAUCAUCAACCAAGUUCAACCUCGUGUUGUUCCAGUUCUAGCAGUGUUCUACGUGUCCAGACAGUUUUAAAUCAAUAAUCAUGAAGGUCUUCGUCGCCAUCGCCGUCGUCUCGCUGGCCGUCCUGGCCGCCGGCCGUCCCGAGCCGCCAUCGCCGCGCAGCAACUACCUGCCCCCGAACCAGAAUGGGAAUAACGGUUACAACUAUAACGCAAACGAUAACAGCGGGUACAACUACCCCUCGGCGCCCUCCUCCCAGUACGGUGCCCCGUCGGGUGCGGGCGGCAGCGGUGCCGGUGCCAACGGGUACAACUACGCCGACGCCAACGCUAACGCCGAGCCGGCCAAGUACUCCUUCGAGUACGACGUCAAGGACUACCAGUCCGGCAACGACUUUGGCCACAUGGAGUCCCGCGAUGGAGACCGCACCGUUGGCCGCUACUACGUCCUGCUCCCCGACGGUCGCAAGCAAGUUGUGAACUACGAAGCUGACCAGAACGGAUACCGCCCAACCAUCACCUACGAGGACACCGGUGCCGGCGCCAACGCUGGAGGCCCAUACCCAGCCAGCCAGGGUGGAUUCAACGGAUACCAGUAAAGAGACCUUCAUCAAACCCCUCUCCCCAAACAACCCAACCCCCACUAGGAACGAAUUCUACAUCUAGUUAAUUUUGUUAGUGAAUAACUCUAUACCUCUGUAGCACCUCUUCCCCCACACAAACACAAAACCACCUUUCCCAGAUCAUGGAGGUUGGUUGACUCCAAGGCCAGUAACUCACACCUCAUCAACCCGCCUCUUCAAGUGAUCUGGAAAAGGUUCCUCAACGGUUCCUUCUCGGAACUCGAGCCCGUACAAAAUGGCACAAGAUACCUUCCCACACACAACACUCAACCCUAAACUUCUUCUUAGAUAGCUAAAUACCCUUAACAAAAAAUGCACUUCUUCAUCAAAAACACUAGAAACGACCAAUGGCUUCGAACACUGCAAUUUUGAUUUCAAGCACGAAAGCAAAAAGAAACGGAACAACGACAAAUUAUUUAAAAAAACAAGUUGAAAAACACACACACAAAAAACGCGCGAAACAAUUAUGCUUUACCUAGUAUGAACACAAAUGUUUUCUUGUUUUUAGAAAAAAGGGGAAGAAACCGAUUUCCACCCCCCGAAAACAAAAACAAAGUCAACAAAAAGUGAAAAAAACACAGCCAAUCGCGUACCCGCGAUUGGCGAACAAAAAAAGUAAACAAACAAACCUAUGUUAUUAUUCAAGCAAGCAUUAAAAUUUUUGUGAGGAAAACGAUGAUAACUGCCAUAAACGUUAAGAACAUGAGUGAAGAACAGAUUGUAACAAAAAACAUUAAAACAAAAAAUCAAACAAAAAAAAUCAACAAAAAACGCACAAACCACCAUCAAACCGGGCGUAUUAGAAGAAAACCUCUGUAAAUAAGUUAAUAUGUUAUUUGUACAUUUGAAACACUCUGGACCCACCUUGCGCGGGGAAGCUGUUUGCCGCCCAGGGUUGGGAAAAGUUUUA